This is a messenger RNA of Lactuca sativa (garden lettuce), 1221 nucleotides long. RefSeq names its product paired amphipathic helix protein Sin3-like 2. Gene Ontology annotation, molecular function: transcription corepressor activity. Lineage: Eukaryota; Viridiplantae; Streptophyta; Magnoliopsida; Asterales; Asteraceae. Gene Ontology annotation, biological process: negative regulation of transcription by RNA polymerase II. Gene Ontology annotation, cellular component: histone deacetylase complex; chromatin. The record is from RefSeq and is a predicted model, not a curated record.
CCAUUUUUCUUUUUGUAAAUUUCGAUCGCUACUAUAUAAACCCUAACGUAUAAUAAAACUUCAAAAAGAUCAAAGAAAGAGAUCAGAGAAUAGGAGAAAUUCUGAUCAAGAUUAUAAAGAGAGUCAUCUUGAUGCUAAUAAGGACAUGAGUCGUAUUGAAAAACGAAAAUCUGAAGAUUUUGGAGAUAUGUAUAGUGAAGUAUAUAGUUUCUUUGAGAAAGUGAAGGAUGGGUUACGUAAUCACGAUGAUUAUCAAGCAUUCUUGAAGUGUCUUCAUCUCUAUACCACUGAUAUAAUUACAAGAAACGAAUUACAAAUCUUGGUUUCUGAUCUACUUGGAAAGCAUCCGGAUCUUAUGAAAGGUUUCAGAACAAUGGAACAAAACCUUUUUAAACAUAUUGCUAGUAAUUUGUAAGUUCUCAUUAGGUUUAGAUAAAACGCAAAACAAUUAUGAUUAUCUUGGACUCAAAUAGAUAGCCUUGUUUUAAACUUACAAGAUGUUUGCUUGUGUCUCUUUUUCAUUAAAAAAGUGCUUAGUUUUUGAUAAUUUUUUUCAUUCUAACUUAUUUAAAAGUAAUCACUAUAAUUUAUUCAAAGUGUUUAUUAUACUUGGAAACCAAUUUACCUCUUUACCACUCUUUUAAUUCUAAAAAAAUAAUAUAGAUCGUUUUUUUUCCUGAUCAGUGAUACAUAUACCAAUUUACUCUUUUUUUUUGGUCAUUUCAAUAAAUAAACAACAUUUGUGGGACAAUAAAAACAACUUAUCAGUUAUUGUGUUGGUAUUGUAUAUUUUUUUUUCAAAAACUUUUUUUUUUGAUACCGCAUAAACUAAAAAAUAUAUUUAUAAAUAAACAUAAGUACUGUUAAAUAAACAAUAUCAAAACGUCCCAAAAACCAAAAAAUGUUGUUAUAUUGUGUUAUAUUAUAUUAUUUCAAUAUUGGAAUAUUGAUCUAGACAAUUUUUUAUAUGCCACUUAAAAUAAUUUAGAUUUUAGAGUCUAAAAAUCUUAUAUGAUUUUUGAAAUUUUGCAUUUAUAUCUUAAAAGGCUAUAGCAAUUUAGAUAGAAACUACGUAUGUAUCACGACAAAUACAAUGAAGAAAAACUUCCAAUCUAUGCCACCUAGGGUGGACCUAAAGGUGUCCUGAGAGGUUCUGUACAGCUACAUUUUUUCGUAUUAGUGUAAAAAAAAAAUUAUUAAUAUGCAUUGCAUUAUACAGUA